Messenger RNA from Sorghum bicolor (sorghum), 771 nucleotides. RefSeq lists its product as uncharacterized. The record is from RefSeq and is a predicted model, not a curated record. The transcript has a single exon. Lineage: Eukaryota; Viridiplantae; Streptophyta; Magnoliopsida; Poales; Poaceae. Gene Ontology annotation, molecular function: calcium ion binding. The coding region runs from base 95 to 532 and encodes 145 amino acids.
CUUCAAACGGACACCAACAAAACAAACAGUGCCCAACACAGACAAUACGAGACUACAAGAGCUCUUCCCAGUCCAAGGAUCCAAUCCAACAGAUAUGAGCGUGGAGAUCGUGGACGGGCGGACGGUGCAGAGCUUCGUGGAGGACGAGCGCGCGUUCAACUCGUGCGUGGACGCGCGGUUCGCGGCGCUGGACGCGGACCGCGACGGCCGCCUCUCGUACGCCGAGAUGACCGGGGAGCUCAUGGCGCUGCGCGUGCGGGAGGCGCACUUCGGCGCCGACGCGCCGGCGCCCGACGCCGAGCUCGCCGGCCUGUACGGGGCGCUCUUCGCGCGCUUCGACCGCGACGGGGACGGCGCCGUGGACAGGCACGAGUUCCGCGCCGAGAUGAGGGAGGUCAUGCUCGCCGUCGCCAGCGGACUCGGCGUGCUCCCCGUGCAGAUGGUCGUCGAGGAAGGCAGCCUCCUCAAGAGGGCCGUCGACAGGGAGCUGCUGGCGACCACUACCCCUACUACCACUACCCUGGCAGCUUGACCAGCUCCAUCGGCUCCAUGUCACCUGGCCACUAUCAUGACAGGGAGCUGGCCACUAUCACACUGCUAGCCGAAUGGCAGUUUCAUCACCUGCCUAUGUAACCGUACGCCGAGGGUGUCCUUUUAAUUUGGACCCGUCUAAUCAUUCGUGUUUGUCGAACUGAUGACACGAGUAUAUAAUGUACGUACUGAAUCUAUUUUAUCAGUUAUCAAAAAAAUAUUUUUAUCAGACCUUAUUUA